CCGUCCCUGUCCUCCGUGUGUAGAAAUCAUCCCCGCAUUGAGCAGAAACAGCAUCUGCUGCUUCUCUAACAGCUCCACCACCUGACAUUCAACAACCACCAUCCAUUUUUUGUCUCCUGACUUUUGGAUGACCUUUUGCUCACCACAUCGGAACACGAGAAGUUGACGCUUCAUUACUCAUCCUGUUUCUCUCCAGUCACCCCAGUCACCCAAAAGACGCACGUCACAAGCUUGACUACGUAAUCAGCUGUAUCCCACUUGCGAUUUAUGUGCUUGCGCCUGAGCACUCUUCAAUUUCAGACUGCCAUAUGUAAGUCAAGCAUAAUUCCCCGCCUCACCACAUUCAUCCUGGUUUCUGAUGCCAGUCUUUGUUGAAUACAGACCGUCCGUGUUGGAUCCAGUGGUCCAAGAAAUCUUCUAUAGCACAAUUCCCUCUUACCAGAUUCUCAACACACCUCCGCGCCUAUUCCCAACCUCCCGCUUCCACCACCUCAACAUCUCGUCUCAAUAUGGCCGACAUUGAAGCAGCAAAGCGUGCUGCCGCUCAAGAAGCUGUACGAAAUCACUUCCCGGACAACCCGCGCUUUGUCGGUAUCGGUUCAGGCACUACUAUCGUCUACGUUGUCGAAGCAAUCAAGAAUUCUGGAAAAGACGUUUCAAGAAUAGGAUUUGUGCCAACUGGCUACCAGUCAAAACAACUCAUUAUCAAUGCCGGGCUGAUCCCCAUAGAAUUUGAUGCCUUACCAGAUGACGCUCAGAUAGAUGUCGCCUUCGACGGCGCAGACGAAGUCGACGAGGAUCUGAACUGCAUAAAAGGUGGUGGCGCUUGUUUAUAUCAAGAGAAGCUGGUGGCCAUGCGCUCUAAGCAGUUCAUUUGUGUUGCAGAUCACCGGAAGCUCCAACAUCGUCUAAUCACAAAGUGGCCCACCAUUCCCAUUGAGGUUGAACCCAAGGCUGCUCGCCAAGUCAUGAAGAGGUUGCGCAUGUUGGGGAGCAGAAGUCCCACGGGUGCAGGGCCCACCAUCCGAGAAGGCCAUAUGGCCAAAGCCGGGCCAGUCAAAACCGACCAAGAUUUCUUCAUUAUCGAUGCUCCAUUUCCCCACCCCUUGCUCAUCUCCGAAGACAUUGCCAAUGGAAAGAAGGGCGACGGUGAGGAUGGGGUUUGGGAAGUCGAAUUGCUGGCGCGAACCAUCAAGGACAUCAAUGGUGUUCUGGGUGUCGGCAUCUUCUGUGGGCCAACCGGUCCAGAGGCCGAAGCAGCUUCCGUUGUUGGCGGUCAACGCCCAAUUGCAUGCUAUUUCGGCAUGGCUGACGGCACUGUGACUUUGCGCCGGGCACGUGAAAAGCCUCUUUCAGUCAUCGCGUCGUACCCCCCACUGAUACCCAUCACGUCUUCCUAGCUUCGCUAACGGCGGCCAUCGACCCAUGAGCUCCGACUCUGCGUGGCAGUGUCAGAGUGGGGUAAAGAUGAAUCGAGAUAAGAUCAUAGACCGUAUUUCAAACAGCCUUGAUAUCACUUUGCCUUCCUCUUGACUUCGUUCUCUCCCAGCUCUCGGAUGAAGAUUCCGACCUGUCCUUCGCUGACGAGGUCCUUUCCGUCUUCGAACCCGGGGCUUAUCGCUGUUGCCAGAUAUUUUCCGUUGGAACUGAAGCUUGUAGCUGCGACACCACUGGCCAGCUUUGGAUAAAUCCGGAUUCUCCUCUUGGCGACCGCAUCCCAGAUCGCCACAACACCAUCCCCACCACCGGUAGCGAACGUGCCAUGGAGGGGAUGAAACGCCAAAGCGUUGACGGGGUACACGACGUCGACGUCAUCCACCGGCUGCCGAUGGCAUUUGAAAGCAUAUUUCCUGGCCUGGCUUUCAGCACUGGGGUCAAACCAUUCCACCGCCACUCUGCCCUCGAUGCUUGAACUGGCGUAGCCCUCAUCACUCGGCAUGCAGGCGACCGCCCGGGUCAUGAACUUGAGGGAACUCUCUCGUCGUUGCCAGGGUUCCAUGUCCAACUUCGUUUGGGUGUUGGUAGUUCCGUUCGCAGAUGACGCCGCCAGCGCACUAAGGUCGUAUAUAUGUAAUUGGCGUGAAGACAUGGCGACCACUAGUUUCGAAGGAGACAGGGACAAGGAGAAUGGCUUGGACGGGAGAGCGAUGCUUGCCGUGGGCCACGUCUCUGCGGUCGAAUCGGCCCCGUUGUGGAUGUGUAGUGUCGAGUCCCAAGCGGCGGAGAUAACUAGCUUGUUCUGUGCAUCGUAGACGACGGACCGUACUCCUGCCUCGUGGGUUGAAAGAACCGUUUGGGUAGAUGAUGCGACAUCGAUACUGGGAGAUGAUCAAGUUAGCACUGUGUUCUCGGGCGUGGGGUUCAUGUCUCUUGAUGGACCUUGAUCGCCUUUGGGGUCUUGAUUCGUGCUCAUGGGGCAAUUGUACGACAUACCGUCUCACAUCCCAAUCCAAACAAGCGGAAUAUAAUUC
Molecule: messenger RNA, 2471 nt
Organism: Exophiala mesophila
Lineage: Eukaryota; Fungi; Ascomycota; Eurotiomycetes; Chaetothyriales; Herpotrichiellaceae
Product: ribose 5-phosphate isomerase A
Exons: 2
Coding region: 510-1400 (296 amino acids)
Biological process (GO): D-ribose metabolic process; pentose-phosphate shunt, non-oxidative branch
Cellular component (GO): intracellular membrane-bounded organelle
Molecular function (GO): ribose-5-phosphate isomerase activity
Source: RefSeq, a predicted model, not a curated record